Chenopodium quinoa (quinoa) is the source of this 2495-nucleotide messenger RNA. RefSeq names its product endoglucanase 8-like. Gene Ontology annotation, molecular function: hydrolase activity, hydrolyzing O-glycosyl compounds. The record is from RefSeq and is a predicted model, not a curated record. Lineage: Eukaryota; Viridiplantae; Streptophyta; Magnoliopsida; Caryophyllales; Amaranthaceae. Gene Ontology annotation, biological process: carbohydrate metabolic process.
CAGAUUUAUAAUUAAAGAUUAUAUUAGUAAGUUUGCAAUGACAAACAUAAAACUCCCUAUAUUUGAAUAAGUGAAUGUGAUUACUCAUACUCAUUUUUAGUUGUCAAAAACAUGAAUUUGAUAUAAUUUGCACUAUAAUAUACGUAGUCAGCAGUCCUAAACUCCUAAAUUCAUAAUCACUCGUAAUUGAUCAACCAAAAUAACUACCAAAAUAAGAAACUUUAAAAAAAAAAAAAAAAGAGAGUCGAUUAAACAGAAAUUAAGCAAAAUCAAGGCCCCACAAAAGAGUCAAACAACCAAUAGAAUGAGUCAACCAUAGCAGUGAUUGAAAACCUUAUCCAUUCACGUUUAACCACGUGUCCACCGCAGUUGAAACCAUACUUUCUUACAAGAAUCCAAUGAAUUAAAACUCUCUUUAUACAACGACACCAUAACUCCCCUUAUUUUACCACUCCAUACUCUUCCUAUAUAAAUAACCCGAUUCGGGCGUUGUUUAGCAAUUCACUAUAAAUACAUCCCUUUCCUACUAAUUUCUCCACAAACAAAAAAUGGCGCAAAAUUCUACAUUUUCUCUCUUAAUUAUCCUCUCUCUUCUUUCUCUCUCUUCCCUAUGUUAUGCCCAUAAUUAUAUGGAUGCUCUUAGAAAGAGCAUUCUUUUCUUUGAAGGCCAACGCUCUGGUACUCCCCCUGAUCAACGCCUUCAUUGGCGCCGUGAUUCCGCUCUUCGUGACGGUCACUCUAUCGGUAAAGAUUUAACCGGAGGAUAUUAUGAUGCGGGGGACAACAUAAAGUUUGGAUUCCCAAUGGCGUUUAGUGUCACACUCCUAUCAUGGAGUGUGAUAGAUUUUGGUAAAAAUAUGAGGAGUGAGCUCCCUAACGCGCUCAAAGCAGUGCGUUGGGGAACUGACUACCUCUUAAAGGCCACGGCCGAGGUACCAAACAUUAUGUACGUUCAAGUUGGUGACCCGUACUCGGACCAUAAUUGUUGGGAGAGACCCGAAGAUAUGGACACGUUAAGAAGUGUCUAUGCCAUUGAUCGCAACCAUCCCGGGUCCGACGUUGCUGGUGAGACUGCCGCGGCAUUGGCUGCUGCCUCGAUCGUGUUUCGGUCUCGUGAUCGUGCCUAUUCUCGUUUGCUCCUUAGUCGCGCCAUCAAAGUGUUCAAUUUCGCAAACAAACAUCGAGGUGCAUACAGUUCGAGUCUAAAAAGAGCAGUUUGCCCGUUUUACUGUGAUAAUAACGGCUACCAGGACGAGUUGCUAUGGGGAGCAGCAUGGUUGCACAAGGCCACAAGAAGGCGCAAAUAUAGAGAAUACAUAGUCAAGAACGAGGUCAUAUUAAGAGCUGGAGACACUAUUAAUGAAUUUGGAUGGGAUAAUAAGCAUGCUGGGAUCAAUGUCCUCAUUUCCAAGGAAGUGUUGAUGGGGAGAGCCGAUGACUUGAAAAAUUUCAAGAACAAUGCCGAUAACUUCAUAUGUUCAGUGAUUCCCGGUGUUGCUCAUCCACAAGUACAAUACUCUCCAGGUGGGUUGAUCUUCAAGACUGGAGGAAGUAACAUGCAACAUGUAACGUCUCUAUCUUUCCUACUUCUAGCUUACUCUAAUUAUCUAAGCCACUCCAAUCACCAAGUGCCAUGUGGCGGAAUUGUAGCUUCUUCUCCUCUCCUAAAACAGUUUGCCAAACGUCAGGUGGAUUACAUACUAGGGGAUAAUCCAAUAAGGAUGUCAUACAUGGUGGGCUACGGGCCGCGAUAUCCACAAAGGAUACACCACAGGGGCAGUUCUCUUCCAUCAGUCCAUGUUCAUCCGGCCCACAUCGGCUGUAAAGCGGGCUCUCGGUACUUCCUCAGCCCAAACCCUAACCCAAAUAAGCUUGUUGGAGCAGUUGUUGGUGGGCCCAAUGUCACAGAUGCCUUUCCAGAUUCCAGGCCUUACUUUCAAGAGUCUGAGCCCACUACUUACAUUAAUGCUCCUCUUGUGGGCCUUCUUGCCUACUUUUCAGCCCAUCCUUGAUACCUAAAUUAUUAAUUAUUAAAGAUUUUCUAUGGAAAGUAGGGCAAGGUUAUAGAGGUGAGCAAAUUGCCACCCUAUGGAAAAUUGUAAUGUAUCACAUUCUUGCUAAAAUGUCAAUGAUGUUUCAAUUUGUUAACAUUGGUGUCACCGUACGUGUCAUCCUAAUUAUUAAUGAUAUUAUUCUUAUUCGAAAAAAAAAAACCAACGGUGUCAACAUAUUGAUAGUUUUAUUACCUUGCUUUUGCUAGUAUCAAUGUCUUAAUAAAUCUUAUCAGCAAUAAUGUAAAAUCGAACCUUUUGUUUUCGGAGUUAGAACUUUGAAGCAAACGAAUACAUCAUAAUGAAUCAAUUACAACAACAAUCAAGAACAAAGGAAGCGAGUUCUAAGCAUUAGUUUACAAAAGAGUUAGAUUGCACUAAUAUACACUUUGCGCAGGACAAGAUUAAAAGGAUGACCCAAAAACAAGAAAAGGAAUGAACAAA